GUUGCUUGAUGAAAGUGGACUAGAGCUCAUAAUGGUAGUUAAAUGGAGGACAUACCCUAAUGCAGUGGUUCCCAGAAUUCUUUGAAUCGUGACCCACUUGCUGGCUUACAGAAAAUUUCGUGACCCACUGGAAUCCAGAAUGAGGUAUUUUCAAAGUAAUUAUGACAUGAAGAUAACUGAUUGACCUUUUCUGCAGGGCAUGUUUUAUGACUGGGUUUCCAGGGACAGCAACUGUGGAUACAGUGAUUUUUUAUACUAGGAAAUUGUAUGCGACCCACCUUAAUGCCUCUCGCGACCCACAGUUAGGGAACUGCUGCCCUAAUGCAUUGCUUCCAUAUCAUCCAGACCACAUGCAACUUCUCUUCCACUGAAAUUCAUAUUUUUUUUGUGGUCCUUUUCAUGGAGAUUGGUCAGAAGGAAGCUUUAGAAAUGAUAACAGAUGGAUCAAAGUAUCAAAAACAGAGUAGGGCAAAUCUGGGAAUUCCACAACACUCCACUCUAUCAUUUCCCUAUGCCUGAGAGUCAGGGAGGCAUGGUGGAGACAGAAGAUGAUACAGAAUUACGUGAUCUCAUCUCCCAUGCCCUUGAAAGCAAUGGAGUAUUAUCCAAAAUCAGGGCACAGUUGCGAGCAAGUGUGUUCCUAGCUUUGGACCACCAGGCUGAUCUGAAAAAGAAGAUACCUUUGGGCAAUUUGGCACUUGAGGAUUUUUGGCAGACUUCUGCUGGCCCCCUUGUCCUGUCUUUGGUGCGGGAAUUCCUUGAGUACUUUCAGUUAGAGUUCACAUUGUCUGUGCUGGAUCCAGAGGCCAGGAGCAAUGGGACUGAUAAGGCCUUCCUCUCCAGAGAAAGGCUCUCCCAGCAACUUCAUCUUGAUUCAAAGAAGAGGGAACCACUUCUGUGUCAAGUGCUCCAGCAGACAACAUCUGAUGCUAAGUUAUCAUCACCAAAUGCUGCUGUUGCACAGCUGUCAUCCUUGGAGAAAGGGAGAGGUACAGAAGAACCAUCUUAUAGUGCAAACUAUGAGCCUGCAUCCCAGGCCACAACAGCAGAUGAGUUGGAAGGAUCGACAUCAGCAAAUGAUGCCAGUGGGGGUAGUGUUGUCUGCACACAGCAUAGUGAAGCCCUCAUUAGGUCCAGUCUCUCAAAUGGAAUCCAGAAGACAGAUGAGGAUGAUUUUUUCUCACAGCUCCCUGAAGAACCUGCAGAUUUCUUCAGGAAACUCUCUUCCUCCCUGAAACUGGGUGGAAAUACCAGCACAAAUGUCAUCAAGCCACCUGAUCUCAUUACUGGACAAGCGAAUCAUCCAAAAGAAAAUGUGAACACUAGGACAGAGGAAUUGGAAAGGAGAGAUGAGACUAGUGCAAGCAUCAGUGAGGAAAUUGAAGAAGAUCUCUCUGGCAUAGAUGAUCUUCUCAACAGCACCAAAUCUGGCUUGGAUGAGUUUACUGGAUUGGAAACUGUGUCUCAAGCAAGUGGUGCAGACAUUGACUACAUGGAGAGCCUUUGAUGUAAUAUUUUGGAAUGUGUUGAUCUCGUCUAUCAACAAAACAUUCUGGCAAUUUUUUUUAAAUAUCUUUGUUGAGUGUAUCACUUGAUCCCAUCAGUGUAGAUUUGACAAUGCCAUUCUAGUUGUAUAGAAGUGACAGUCUUAAAUAGUUCUACCCAGCAAUGCAAUGUGUUUGCAUAUGUUCUCAUUUCAGACCAGAGGAUGUUUUGAAGAGAUUGUUUGCUAGGUUCUAGUCCAUAGUGCCAUUUGCAAUUCCUUUGCUUGUCUGAAUCUCUUGACCAUGAAAAAUGUGAAUUGGAACUUUACCUAUUGCACUGAAAUCUGAUGUGAUGGUUUUAUAUGUAGAACUGCUGUGAUGUAAGUUGAGCAGUGCAUGUGCCAUAUCUCAUGAGGUUCCGUCCAUCUGUUUUCCAUUGCUCAUGGGAGGUUGCAGUUAUGAAGUUGUAGCAUGUUUCUUGCAUAAAGAUUCCUUGGAAAUGAACUGGUACA
Darwinula stevensoni is the source of this 1996-nucleotide messenger RNA. Lineage: Eukaryota; Metazoa; Arthropoda; Ostracoda; Podocopida; Darwinulidae. The record is from the annotation of a GenBank genome assembly.